Molecule: messenger RNA, 1236 nt
Organism: Olea europaea var. sylvestris
Lineage: Eukaryota; Viridiplantae; Streptophyta; Magnoliopsida; Lamiales; Oleaceae
Exons: 3
Coding region: 1-1236 (411 amino acids)
Biological process (GO): DNA integration
Molecular function (GO): nucleic acid binding; RNA-DNA hybrid ribonuclease activity
Source: RefSeq, a predicted model, not a curated record
AUGGAGAAAUUGGCACUUGCUCUCAUCACAGCUUCAAGGAAACUGAGGCCAUACUUUCAGGCCCACUCAAUUGAAGUUCUCACCAACUUUUCAUUGAAGCAAGUGCCACAGAGAACAGAUGUAUCAGGACGCCUGCUAAAAUGGGUGAUUGAGCUUAGCGAGUUCGACAUACUGUUCCGACCUCGACAUGCCAUCAAGGGCCAGACCCUUACAGAUUUUGUGGCUAAGUUUGCCAAAACCCUAGAAAUGGAGGCGACAAUGGAACCAGUUGAGCCCCCAAUGUGGAAACUGUUCGUAGAUGGAUCCUCAGGAGAGGCUGGCUCCGGGACAGGGAUUCUCUUGGAAAGCCCCGAAGGCCACAAGCUAAAUUGCCUUAGACUGGCGAAGGAAAUACAGGUCAAAAGGCUCCUAACAAGCAGUGAUUCUCAGCUUGUAGUGAGUCAGGUCAAUGGAAACUUCACGGCCAAAGACAGUAAUAUGGUUGCAUACUUGAAAUUGGUUCUAGACCUAGUUCUUCAUUUUGAAAGGUUCGAGCUUAUUCAGGUCCCACGCCUAGAGAAUACUCAUGCAAACGCCCUGUCAAAAUUUGCCAGCAGCAAGGACUCAGAGCUACUAAAGAGCCUCUCCGUAGUGACCAGCUCUUGGUCAUUCGUCAAAUGGGGAAUCGACUUCAUUGGUCCACUUCCAAAAGGAAGAGGAAGUGCAACUUUUGCUAUUUUCGCCAUCGACUAUUUCACCAAGUGGGUCGAAGCUGAACCUUUUGCCAAGAUCACUGAGAUGAAUACUAUAAAAUUCAUCUGGAAGCACAUUAUUUUUAGGUUCGACAUUCCCCACUCCUUAGUACCUGACAACGGGAGACAGUUUAACAAUAAGAAAAUGCGAGACUUAUGCGACGAACUGGGCAUAAAGAAGGAUUUCUCAAUGCCUCAUCACCCACAAGCAAAUGGGAAAAUUGAGGCAGUAAACAAAACAAUCAAACAUACCCUGAAAAGGAAGCUUGACACCUCGAAGGGGGCUUGGGUCGAUGAGCUUCCCCACGUUCUCUGGGCCAUCAGAACAACUAGCCGAACUGCAACAGGGGAGACACCCUUCUCAAUGACCUACGGAGCCGAGGCCAUGAGGCCGAUCGAGGUAGGAGUACCAUCGCACCGUCGAAUACACUUCAAUGAGAUCAAUAACGACGAUGCUCGAAUGAGUGAACUCCACUUCCUUGAAGAAAGGAGGGAUACCUCCUAG